Messenger RNA from Dracunculus medinensis (Guinea worm), 297 nucleotides. The record is from the annotation of a GenBank genome assembly. Lineage: Eukaryota; Metazoa; Nematoda; Chromadorea; Rhabditida; Dracunculidae.
AUGAAGCUGUGUGAAUGUAUUCCACCACCACCAAAUAUCGAACUACUUUCACCACCACCGGAUCCAUCACUUAUAUGGCAUUUCAUAUCCAAUGAACCAAUUGAUAAUUUAGAAAAGAUUAAUGAAUGCGAUGGCAAUAAAUUAUCGAUAAAUUCUUCAGUUCCAUAUGUGCCAAAUAAUCAAAUUUUUGAUUAUUUUCCAUACUUAUUUACAGCAAUUGUUGGUAUUUUUGUAAUUUUUAUUGUUAUAGUUGUAAUUAUUAUCAUAAAUAUUCUCAGGAUACGAAGGUUUGUUUAA